AUGGAGCUAAAGGAAGUAGACGGCGAAGAACAGUUAAGAAAUGAGAACGCAAAAGAAAAAUGGACAAAGCUUGGAGAAACAGGUAAUAAUUGUAAUAAUUGGAUAGAUAAGUCUAAAUCCGAUUUUGAUAAGGUUGAGAAAGUCAAAGAUGAAACAUUAGACCAUGGUAUUGAUGAAGGAAAAGACACUUCCGAUGGCAAAGAACUGGAACAAGAAGUGGGAGAUGCGAUAGAAGGCGAAGGAGAAAAAAACGAAAAGGAAGGAUUAAGGAAGAAAAAAAAUGAAUUUAAAGCGGAAACGGGGUGUUUAUGGGGGUUUUGGACCAUCUUGUUUGUCUCUGGUCUGGCUACCUUGCUUCAGAGCACUUUGGGUGUUAGACUACCAAUAGUUCAAGGAGGGACUGUUACUUUCGUUAUACCAACUAUAGCAAUUCUUCUACAACCGCAAUGGGAGUGUGAGUUUGUAACAGCUAGGAACCAGUAUGGGCCAAAUCUAAAUUUAACUCAACUUGGGUUGCCGGAAAUAGGAAGUGAAAAACACCGCGAAAUGUGGAUGUUGCGGAUACGUGAAAUACAAGGGGCUAUAAUUGUGGCAUCGUUGUUCCAAGUGCUAACAGGAGUCAGUGGUAUACUUAUGUACAUGUUGAAAUAUAUAGGCCCUCUUUGCAUUGUGCCAAUCAUAACAUUAACAGGUAUUUCACUUUUUCCCGCCGGAUCCAAGAUGGCGUCUGGUCAUUGGUGGAUUGCCUUACUUACAAUGUUUCUCAUUACUAUAUUUAGCCAAUAUAUGAAACGAGUUGAAAUUCCCUGUUUCUGCACAAAAGAUAAAAUUGCAUUUUUCUCGCUGUUCCCUGUUUUGCUUGGAGUUAUGACGUCGUUUAUAGUGUGUAUAAUUUUGACGGCAACAGAUGUACUUCCGGCUGAUAAAACCAAAUGGGGCUAUAUGGCACGAACUGACACAGGUAUGCAUGUACUGACUGAAGCUAAAUGGUUUCGUUUUCCUUAUCCAGGACAAUGGGGUUUACCAAAAGUCAGCAUGGUUGGUGUAUUUGGAAUGCUCGCUGGCGUAAUAGCUGCCAUGAUCGAAUCCAUUGGUGAUUAUUACGCAUGCGCAAGACUUGCAGGUGCUCCUCCUCCGCCAUUACAUGCGGUGAACAGAGGAGUUUUCACAGAAGGUGUAGCAUGCGUUCUUGCAGGGAUUUGGGGAUCUGGAAACGGAACUACCUCUUAUGCUGAAAACAUAGGCGUUAUUGGUAUAACAAAAGUAGGCAGUAGACGUGUAGUCCAAAUCGGCGGGCUUAUGAUGCUAGUCCUUGGUUGUUUUGGAAAGUUUGCGGCACUGUUUACUUUAAUUCCAACACCUGUAAUCGGAGGAAUGUUUAUGAUAACUUUCGGUAUGGUGACGGCUGUAGGGUUAUCAAAUCUACAGUAUAUUGAUCUUAACUCACCACGAAACCUAUUUAUUCUAGGAGUUUCUUUAUUCUUCGGUCUUAGUCUUCCAAUGUGGAUUACAGAGCAUGACGUCAUCGAUACCGGAAAUGACAUCAUAGAUCAAUUAUUAUCCGUCCUUUUGAGUACCAGUAUGUUUGUUGGAGGACUCAUUGGUUUUGUGCUGGAUAAUACUAUUCCUGGAACUGACGAGGAAAGGGGAAUAAACUCGUGGAGACAAACGUCGUCUUCGGUAAAGUCCGGCUCGUCACAAUCAAAUUAUGAUCUGUAUAAUUUCCCUUAUAUUCAACCUUAUCUGGACAAAAUUAAACUAUUUAACUAUGUCCCGGUGUGUCCAAGGUUUUUAGCCAAACCUGUAAUCGUGAAUAGCUUCUCAAACGAAGCUAUGGAGUAAGUUCUUUGAAACGUGCUUGUUUUUCCUUUUUUUGCAAUGAUAUAUGUUUUGUUUUGUAGACUGUCAGUUUUGUUAUUAUACGGUGUAACCAUGUAGGCGGUGUAAAUGGGAGCACAUUAUAAUGUAUUCACGAAGCAAACUUAUGAUUCUCUGUUCAUGAUAAAUAAAAGUGCGUAUACACUCUUGUAUAUCUAAUACCAUAGAAGUAUUAAAUGAAAAUUGUGAAAUAGUGUCAUCUUAUUGUUGUUAUGAAUACUAAUUGUGGAAAUUGACUUUUAUUUAUAAUUUUGGCAGCUUUGUUCUGAAUACCUUCAGUAGAGU
Molecule: messenger RNA, 2163 nt
Organism: Ruditapes philippinarum (Manila clam)
Lineage: Eukaryota; Metazoa; Mollusca; Bivalvia; Venerida; Veneridae
Product: solute carrier family 23 member 2-like
Exons: 2
Coding region: 1-1842 (613 amino acids)
Biological process (GO): transmembrane transport
Cellular component (GO): membrane
Molecular function (GO): transmembrane transporter activity
Source: RefSeq, a predicted model, not a curated record